This is a messenger RNA of Pipistrellus nathusii (Nathusius's pipistrelle), 441 nucleotides long. The record is from the annotation of a GenBank genome assembly. Lineage: Eukaryota; Metazoa; Chordata; Mammalia; Chiroptera; Vespertilionidae.
AUGCGGGGCCCGGGAUGCCCGGGCUGCGGCUCACGGCGCCCCUUCUCUCUCUGUCUGUCCCCGCGUGUGUUGCCGGCGGCGCGGGCAGCCAGCGACGUGCCCCAGGACGGGCUGCUCCUGCACGGCCCCUUCGCGCGCAAGCCCAAGAGGAUCCGCACGGCCUUCUCGCCCUCGCAGCUGCUGCGCCUGGAGCGCGCCUUCGAGAAGAACCACUACGUGGUGGGCGCCGAGCGGAAGCAGCUGGCCGGCAGCCUCAGCCUCUCGGAGACGCAGGUGAAGGUGUGGUUCCAGAACCGGAGGACAAAGUACAAGCGGCAGAAGCUGGAGGAGGAGGGACCCGAGUCCGAGCAGAAGAAGAAGGGCUCGCACCACAUCAACCGGUGGCGCAUCGCCACCAAGCAGGCCAACGGGGAGGACAUCGAUGUCACCUCCAAUGACUAG